Molecule: messenger RNA, 1446 nt
Organism: Annulohypoxylon maeteangense
Lineage: Eukaryota; Fungi; Ascomycota; Sordariomycetes; Xylariales; Hypoxylaceae
Product: DNase I-like protein
Exons: 2
Coding region: 1-1446 (481 amino acids)
Biological process (GO): phosphatidylinositol dephosphorylation
Molecular function (GO): phosphatidylinositol-4,5-bisphosphate 5-phosphatase activity
Source: RefSeq, a predicted model, not a curated record
AUGAGACCAAUUUCCAACUUGGAUGUCUUCAUCCUCACUUUCAAUGCUGCAAAACGUGAGAUUGACAUUCCCGUUUUUGCUCGACACCUCUAUAAUGCUUUUGGUCAAAAUGCUUCAAGCCUACCUGAGCUGCUUGCUAUUUCCCUCCAGGAAAUGGCGCCGUUAGCUCAAGCGUUCAUCGGCUCGUACGUGCUCAAUCCUUACUUCCAACGCUAUGAAUCUGCCGUCAAUACCGCAGCUGCCAUGUUUAUUGCAAGAGAAGAACGGCAGAGCCGCCCGGUAGAUAAUCCGUAUACGUUGAUAACCACGCGUAAUGUUGGAAUGACAGGUAUUUUGCUCUUCGCUCGCGAAUUGGAAGCCGUACAGGGCCUUCGAACAGCAGAAGUUGGAUUCGGUGCUGGUGAUAUGGCAAACAAGGGCGCCGUGGGACUUCGAAUACUUUACAGAAAGGACAAUGAGGACGGCUCAUUACCGAUAUCAACCGAACUUACCUUUGUCAGCGCACACCUAGCCGCCAUGGAAUGGAAUCUCAGUAAAAGGAAUAAGAAUUGGGAGAGUAUUGUUUCCGGCCUCAUAUUCGAGGACCCUAAGAAGACUUCAGAGAGGUCAUCGACGCAGCACAAACUUCACAAUGCCGACGAUUCUGAAACUCAAGAACCUCUUCUUGGACAAGAGAUAACACAAAAGGCCAUACAUGACGUCUCCAUAUACAAGCCGGGUUCCCAUCUUUUUAUUAGCGGUGACCUCAAUUAUCGGGUAUCCAAAUCAUCGCCAGCCCCGAACUCGACCUUUCCUAACCUUGAUCCCGAGAGCCCAAAUCACUUCUCCCGGUUCUUAUCCCGCGAUCAACUGAACGCAGAGAAGGCCGCUGGGCGCACACUACAUGGAUUGAGUGAGGCGCCCAUUAAAUUUCCACCAACGUACAAGCUCGUGCCGUCGCCUAAAAGUCUAAUUCAGAGGGGGUCUAGUCAGACUGAGAGCGAGGAUGAUGGUUCGGAUAAAUUUGAAUGGUCCUGGGCUGUUCAUCGAUGGCCUAGCUGGUGUGACCGAAUCCUGUUCCUUGAAAUUCCCUGGUGGGCUCGAGAGACCGCGGGCGAUAUAAGGAUGAAUGUCACGGCCUAUGACGCAUUUCCUGCCGUUAGAUCGAGCGAUCAUAGAGCCGUAUUCUUGCGCUUAGAGAUCCCGAUGCUUGAGCCUGCUGAGCUUCUACCAACCGAGUAUGCUUUCAAGACGGAGUUGGGUACCGACGGACAUCAGCCCAUAGACCCGCGCAUCAAGCUGCCUUUUCCUAUAGAUUUCCGGUCGCGGGGACAUCGAGCCCAGGUGAAGAAGUGGGAAUCUACUAUUGGCUGGUUGAUGUUAGUCUCGCAGUCAAAACAAGGAAUCGUGGCUUUUGUUGUUCUACUCCUUGUCGGCCUUGGUACUUGGUGGUAUCAGUCGCGAUAG